UUGUUUAAAAAUACAUUUUGAUAAUUUUUUUCAUAACUUUAUUAAAAGUAAUGUAAUAUUAUAUUUAAUAUUUAUACAAGUGCAAGAACUUAUAAUGGAAGUAUGUGACGAUAUGAAAACAAAGUCAUGGUUGGGUACCAGUAUAUCUGAUUUGUGUAAAGGAAGAAAUCCUUGGAGUUUCAGUGUUAGUCCUGUUCAUGCUUCAAAAUAUCAUGCAGUACUGUACAACCUACCAGUUACUUUUAAGUCACCACCGGCGCCCUUCUGUAGUUCACAGCCGCAACAUUGGGAUGAGGAUCAUGUGCGAAUGCCUUAUUCGGAGAAAAAUUUGUUUCCAAUCAAAGAGAAUGGAACUGAUGUAAUUAAAAUAAGAUGGAAUUUAAUAAGGGACACUUUAUCUAGACCAAUUAAAAAUAGUAGAGAAUUAGAAACGGCAAUAACGUCCUAUAAUAGUCCACUUCCAAGAUUUCUGGCGCUUCACUACUUCUUUGAGGAGAUUUUGUCUACUGAAGAAGCAGGAUUCUUUUUCAAUGAUCUCCUGCCGAAAAUAAUCAAAUUAGCCUUACGACUGCCAGAAAUUGUCCCAGGAAGUUUUCCUUUAUUAAGGAAGAACCACAACAGGUCUGUCAGUUUAUCACAGUUACAAAUAUCUUGUCUCUUGGCUAACGCCUUUCUGUGUACGUUUCCAUGGCGGAAAGAUGUGGCUAGUACAUAUCCGGGAGUAAAUUUUGUAAGAUUGUACGCUGCGAAUUCAAGGCCAAAACGUCAAAAUUGCGUUUCGGAAAAGUUGAAAUGUUUAAUACAUUAUUUCAGAAGGGUUACAAGUAAAGUCCCUUUUGGUGUUAUAACAUUCGAAAGGAAAUUUAUACCAAGAGGAAGCAUGCCCAGAUGGGAUGUGCUGGAGAAUAACUUGGGAAAUACCAAAAUACACAUAAACAGUUUUGGAACCAUAGAAGACGACGGUCUAGGAUUUUUGCAGGUCGAUUUCGCUAACAAGAAUGUUGGUGGUGGAGUUCUGGGAUAUGGUUGCGUACAAGAGGAGAUACGAUUUGUGAUUUGCCCGGAACUGAUAAUAAGCAGACUUUUCGUGGAGCAGCUUGGUGACCAUGAAGCUGUUGUCGUCACAGGGCCAGAAAGAUACAGCAGAUACUCGGGUUACGGCGAUACUUUUAAAUGGGAAGGGAAUGUUCAAGAUAGUACCCCACACGAUGAAUACGGUAGACGGAGAACUUCAAUCUGUAUCAUCGACGCUACUCACUUUAAUAAACCUAUAGAUCAGUUUUACCCAUCCGCGAUUCUGAGAGAAUUAAACAAGGCUUACGUUGGGUUUAGUUCUCGAGAGAAGGAUAAUUUGGCCCCGGUGGCGACUGGAAAUUGGGGCUGCGGAGCUUUCCGAGGAAGCUCCGCCUUAAAAUCGAUCAUACAGUUGAUGGCUUGUAGUGCGGCAGGUAGAGAUAUGGUGUAUUUCUCUUUUGGAGAUGAGGAAUUACGCGAUGAAUUGUACAACAUGCACCUCUUUCUAGCCAACAACAGAGUGACGAUCACGCAGCUGUGGAGGUUUUUGUGUGGGUUUGCAACUUUAAAUCUUACGCAAGAGAAACUGUACGCUUACAUACAACAGGCAUUUUUUGACGGUAAAAAACAGCCGACGAUAAAAAAAUUCUUUGGGAUUACCAAUAAAAAAAAAGAAAGUGAAAUUCCAUCUACGUCUAAUGGUAAAAGGGUGUACAACACGAAAAAAAAAGAUCUAGAAAAACCCGACGCUAUGGAUUACGUAGACGACGAUGAUAUAAUACCCCCAACUCCACCAAAUGAACUGUUGUAUAAGAGAGAAAACGUCAAAUUUAAAAUUAAAGCUUCAAACGAGGACGUUAGUAGAAAGCUACCAAAAACCGACAUCGCUGAAUUGAUUGAUAUCAUCGACGGUAACAUGAACAAACCAAAAGUGACCAACCGGGAAGAAUCUUUCUUGAUGGAGGUGGACAAAUUGCGAAGAAAUAGUCUAAACAGUGAUACAGAAGCGAGUAGACUUUCUAAAGUUGGAGAAAACGAAAAGGUGGAUGUAAAUGAAAGUGUAAAUAGUGAAUCGCCAGUUUUAAGUAGCCCCACCGCAGAAUCAAAGUCCACAAAGAGGAAAAUUACAGAUUAUUUUCAGAUCAAAUCGUCGAAAUCAAGUUAGCGUUUGUUUUUGGUUUAUUUUUAAAUAUAUUUGUUACAAAAUCA
Anoplophora glabripennis (Asian longhorned beetle) is the source of this 2223-nucleotide messenger RNA. RefSeq names its product poly(ADP-ribose) glycohydrolase. Lineage: Eukaryota; Metazoa; Arthropoda; Insecta; Coleoptera; Cerambycidae. Gene Ontology annotation, biological process: nucleotide-sugar metabolic process; carbohydrate metabolic process; regulation of DNA repair. The record is from RefSeq and is a predicted model, not a curated record. Gene Ontology annotation, molecular function: poly(ADP-ribose) glycohydrolase activity. The transcript has 9 exons. Bases 95 to 2179 code for a protein of 694 amino acids. Gene Ontology annotation, cellular component: nucleus; cytoplasm.